UUUAACGCACUUUGUUCGUGGUUGGUCGCGCAACGAGCAUUGCUUUUUUAAUAAUUCCCUUGGCGCAAAUCGCGGACGUCGGUCGACGUGACGACGCACCAUAAGGGACGACGACAAACGACGACGGUCUCGAGGAGAGGAAGAUAACGAGUAAUAAUAAUCAUAUCGUCGGCGGUUUUUUUUUCGAACAAGCGAGAAAAAGAGAGCGAGUGAGUGAGUGGCCGAAGAGACCCCACUAAUCACAAAAAGAGGAAAGAAUCAGCCCGUACACACUAUUUUUCAUGUUAUUAAUGAAAAUAGUAUUAAACAUUAAGCAUAAUAAAAAGUACGAAACGGAUCGAUCAAACGACGAGAGAAGUGCAGAAAACAUAAAAUAGGCAGAAACAUAAAUACAUACAUCUCGACUUCUAGAUUACAUACAAUUUGGAAAACUAAUAUUAUAUGCCAUUAAAAAUCUUGGCGAUUCACUUCGGAAUUGUUUUCGAUUAUAUCAUUACGGGCACGGAAGAUAUGUAAUUUGGACACUCGCGCCAAGUUUUCUGGGGAUCAUCGGCUUACCCGGGCGCGACAAUUAGUGACAAUUGUUUUCCCUGGUCGUCGUCGUCGUCGGUGGAGAUCCAGCUGGAGAGGAAGAAAGCUGCCACACUCAAUCGCGCACAUAAUAAUAAUCAUAAUAAUCAAUUGUGUGAUAGCUGCGAUUAGCAGUGAUCGUUUACGAGCGCGACCGGCUCUAGUUUUUUUUCGUGUAUUUGGAGUGUGAAUGUAUGAGUGUGCUAAGCGAUAAUUUUCCCGAUUACGUGAAGACAGUGUCAAAACAGUAAUUAGUUUAAAUUGAAGCGAUAAAUUAGUGAUGUUUAUGUGCAGUUUUUACCUCAUCGUCCGUGUCGGUAGUGGUGCCCUUCGUCUACUAUUAGCCCGGUACUCUACUCGGUCCUAGUUGGGAGGACCGCCGUGGAACUGCCGGAACAGUUGACCACGUGAUUGUGAUUGUGACCUAUCAUUACCGAAAAUUAGGAUUAGUGUAAUUAUUCCUCGGACGGACCCUGUGUUAACUCUUCGCUUUUAUGAAUGAAACCGGCAUCCAUGAAUGAAAAUUGAUUUUAAUUAUAACAACAAACCCGCCUCUCGUCCCCGCGGCCUUAAGUGAGACUCCAGUGAAUUACUCCAUUUGUGGAAGAAUCAAUUAUGAGCCGUCUGCGCCAUUGAGGUGUAUGUAAUGAAGGCUGCUUGUAUCCCAUCACCUAUAAUAGUUGUGUUCCUUAUCAAUUAGUUUCAUUGUGAUACACAUUAAUCAUUCCCAUCCACCGUCGGUAUCUUACUACCAACUGCGAAGAUCAUCCUGUUGACACAUUAGCGCCUCUUUUUGGGUACUCAAAAUCAAAUCAUCACCUUUGCGAAGAAGCGACGGCAGUCAGUGCGUUCAACAAAAAGAGCAGGAACAGAACACAAAAUCUCAGCAGGGAGUAGCCUGAAUCGGAGAACCCCAGGAAGUGUGUGAAAACAUCAACAAAAAUCGGUCGUGAAAAAGAAGAACCAAAAAUACGCAUCAAAGAAAAAAAGAAAUCAAAACGCAACAGGGAUAGAUCGACCCAGCAGUAGUCUGGGUCCGGAUUAGUGAGCGAAAGGAAAGAAUCCGAGAAACACACAUCGUCCGCACCACAAAGGAUUCCUGUUUUGGUUACGCGCGUUCAGUUCCCUCUUGAAAGAAAUUCGAUCAAAUAUCGAGUGAAUAACAGUGUGAUUCGCCAGUGUGGGAGCGGCGUACGAAUUUGUGGUGUUUGAAACACAUUAAACAUCAAGUGCAAUCCGGGAAGAAGUGCCGAAUAUCUAAGCGUGCGUGCGCGCGAUCACGGCGUUCCGAAGUCCACGGAACCUGUGAACCCGCGGUAGGGAAAGUGAGUGAGUGACUAGUGACCGGUACCCUACGGCCGCUUCACCUUUUCCAACGGCAUUACAAUUCAUUUCGAAAAAGUGGCCUCGAUCGGCGGCAACACGCUUAACUUUACGGACCUGGGGAGCCCUUACGAGGGCCCCCCUAGCACACCGCAGUCCGGGAUGGACGCUCCCGACGCGCCGCACACGCCAAAGUACAUCGAUGGCGGCGCGACGGCAGCGACGGCGCCCGGCAAGUCGGCGUUCGUCGAGCUGCAGCAGCACGGGUUAGUGUCUACUUGUGAUUUUAGUUACGGUGGCAUCCGGAGUGGGUACCAGCAUUUCAGUGCGCAGGGCGGGCAGGAUUCCGGUUUUCCGAGUCCGCGAAGUGCACUAGGUUAUCCUUUCCCGCCCAUGCACCAGAAUUCCUAUUCAGGUUAUCAUUUAGGCAGUUAUGCACCUCCCUGCGCUAGUCCACCAAAAGACGAUUUCCUCUCGGACAAAAUCGAAGACACCGGCCUGCGGGUGAACGGUAAAGGCAAGAAAAUGCGAAAACCCCGCACCAUCUACAGUUCCCUACAGCUGCAGCAGCUCAACCGAAGAUUUCAACGAACGCAGUACCUAGCACUACCGGAGCGGGCGGAACUGGCGGCCAGCCUCGGACUAACGCAAACGCAAGUGAAGAUUUGGUUCCAGAACCGACGAUCAAAGUACAAGAAAAUGAUGAAGGCCUCGCAGGCACCGGGCAUCGGGGGAGGACUUCCACUGGGUGCGCCGAACCAAGGUGGUCACAGUCCGUCGCAGCAUCAAAACAUGCACCAAGCACCCGGUGGUGGCUCUAGUAGUGGCUCGCCAUCGCAUUUCCUACCUCCCGGACACAGUCCAACGCCGUCGAGUACGCCGGUCUCGGAAUUGUCACCUGACCCUACUGCCGAUCGAAUUCCAGGCCUCAGUCCGCCCUCGCAAGCACCCUGGGAGCAGAAACCCCCGCCGCACUGGGGCGACCACAAACCACCGCAGAUGGCCCCGCAGACCAACCACGCACCUCCACAGCCGACCCACGCACCCCAGAUGGGCGGCUACGUACCUCAAUACUGGUAUCAGCCGGAAACGAGUUCAUCACUAUUAACCCAGAGGAACAGGGAAGCGAUGUUUGAUGAGUACUACUCCUCUAGGAUACCCAGAUUCGAGUCACAUCAAAGGGUGUGGCCUGCCGUUUAACAAAACGAGAAUGUAAAUUAUAAUUUUAACUAUACCUAGUGUAUAAUAGAGCAAAGUUUAAUUACAAAAAAAAUCAAACACUUUUGAAAGCGAUACAAAAUUUUCAAAACAAAUGGCGCUGCACAGAAGUAACAAAUCGAACAGCGUAGCAAAUCAACAGGGAGCGAAUCGAAAUUCACAAAAAAAUAAAGCUGAACCGUGAUCUGAUUAACAGUAGUGUAUUAAAGUAGUGAAAAUUUGCAAAGUAAACCCAAAACCAUCGACGCGUAGUUCGAUUCGCGACUCGAUUCCGAGACCCGGGGAGCAUGGGAUGAGUGCAAAUACGCGCCCACGCACACACACACGAAGCACACAUUGGCAGUUCCUUUAAUCACAGCAGCAGCAGCAGCACUUUACAUCCGUACGAAAUCAAAAGUGUGAUCGUAGUGAGCGACACGGCGGAGCCGAUCCCCAAACCUGACUCGGAUCGAGAGAGUGCGGACGUGGACGUCAAGCGAUCGAGAGUGAAAGAAAGCUGAGUGAAAUGACAGCUUUGUGCAAUAUUUGUAAGUGUUAAUCGUAAUGUAACUGUUUCGUUUCAUCGUUUUCCUUUUCUGAGCAUGUACUAUGACAAGGUUAUUGAAAAUCUUUCCUUGAGGAACGUGUCGGACGUUUUUGAAUUUACUUAAAACCAGGCUAAAGACGGUUGGUUCUGACCCCGCAAAACAAAUUGAGCAUUCCCUGUUUGCGAACCAGACUGGUGAUUAGAAACAUUCCAAUUUUGUACGUUAGCAUUCCGUUGGCAUUUGUAUUAGACACUUGUAAUUGAUUUAACUACAAUACAUUAAUUUUGCUGCCAUUGUAUCGACAGGAAGCUUUUAACGAAAUAAGCGAAGCGAACAUUUUAUCAAGAAAUCAAAACUGACAACAGCACACAAACAAAACAGUAAGCAACAGCCCAGCAGUGGAGACCCAAGUUUAGAACAUUUAACUAGUAGCAACUUCUGAAGAACAAGUUUUAACCGAUUGCGUAAAAAAACACUGUAAAUAUACAAAAUAAACAUAAUUGGCUUGCAUGAGUGUGUCGUCCAGGGAUGGUUUAUCUCCAAUCUCUAAAACAAUUGAAAAUGAUCAAAAGACAGCGAACCAUUCGAAUUUAGACAGAGUUGAUGAUGACCUGUUACUAUUGUGCGCGAGGAAGACUCUUUCUGUGAGUGCUAAUAAUUGAGUGAGUGAAAACGAAUGAUCAAAAUUUUGCUCUGUAAAAGAAAGUACUAAUAAGCUAGAAGAAACACACGAUAGUGGUGAUGAUUGUGAUUAGCUGGUAAUUAAUUUAACAAAAGAGCGAUGAAGACAUCUAAAGCAAAUUUGUACAUAAACAGAACACAUUUACGAUACAAAAAAUCAAUACAAGGAUAUAAGUAAGUUAAAUAAUUGUAUUAAAAUAUUUAAAGAAAUGAUUUGUGAAUAUGCAAAAAUGCGCUGCUCUGCAGCGAAAUCGAAUAAGACAAAAGGGUCGAGUAAACAUUCAACGCGUUGGGGAAUUGAAUUGAAGUUUGGCACACCAAUAAUCUUGAUUGAAUACAAAGAAUUUAUUAACUAGAAUUGGAUACAGCGUAGGUUUUCUUUCGAUGCUAAAUUGAUUGAACGAAUUGACAAAAAUGAAAAGAACAGUAAUGAGUGUUAGGGCCCACUUCGAUGGGUAGGAUAAUCUCUAUGGAAGUCGUGAAGUAGGUUGCUAAGAAUUGUUUAUUAUUAUUAUUAUAUUGUAAUAAUAUAAUGUAAUGAAAAUUAUAUUAUGAGAAAAAAUCCUGUAACGAUUGUGGAUGUAAAUUGCAAAAUUCGAAAACGGUAUUGAAAUAUUAUUAUAAAAAUUGAAAAAA
Armigeres subalbatus is the source of this 4955-nucleotide messenger RNA. It is a transcript of the gene Dll, whose product is annotated as homeotic protein distal-less. The transcript has 8 exons. The coding region runs from base 2056 to 3093 and encodes 345 amino acids. The record is from RefSeq and is a predicted model, not a curated record. Gene Ontology annotation, molecular function: DNA-binding transcription factor activity, RNA polymerase II-specific; RNA polymerase II cis-regulatory region sequence-specific DNA binding. NCBI's taxonomy places the organism in Eukaryota, Metazoa, Arthropoda, Insecta, Diptera, Culicidae. Gene Ontology annotation, biological process: regulation of transcription by RNA polymerase II.